Molecule: messenger RNA, 1035 nt
Organism: Fusarium keratoplasticum
Lineage: Eukaryota; Fungi; Ascomycota; Sordariomycetes; Hypocreales; Nectriaceae
Product: Elongation of fatty acids protein
Exons: 4
Coding region: 1-1035 (344 amino acids)
Biological process (GO): very long-chain fatty acid biosynthetic process; fatty acid elongation, saturated fatty acid; fatty acid elongation, monounsaturated fatty acid
Cellular component (GO): endoplasmic reticulum membrane
Molecular function (GO): fatty acid elongase activity
Source: RefSeq, a predicted model, not a curated record
AUGUCUUCGUCUCCCGCAACCUUCUACGAGCAGCUUCCUCUGCCUACCAUCGACCGACCCUUCGGCAUCCACCUAUGGCCCAUCUUCGACAAGGCAUGGACCGCCGUCGUGGGCUACUCGGUCAACGACUUCAAGUUCGUGCCGUUUGAGACGCCCAUGUCGACCCUCAAGUCCACCUCGAUCUUCAUCAUCAUCUACUACGCCAUCAUCUUCGGUGGUCGUGAGUUCAUGCGCAACCGUGAGCCCUACAAGCUCAAGACCCUCUUCCUCAUCCACAACUUCUACUUGACCGCCAUCAGCGGUAUCCUCCUGGCUCUCUUCAUUGAGCAGCUUCUCCCCACUGUUGUUCGCGGCGGCAUCUUCCAUGCCAUCUGUGAUGCUGAGGGUGGCUGGACUCAGCCCCUGGUUGUCCUGUACUAUCUCAACUACCUCACCAAGUACCUCGAACUCCUCGACACCGUCUUCCUGUUCCUCAAGAAGAAGCCUCUGACCUUCCUCCACUGCUAUCACCAUGGUGCCACCGCUUUCCUCUGCUACACUCAGCUCCUUGGUUCCACCUCGGUCUCUUGGGUUGUCAUCUGCCUGAACCUCACCGUCCACGUCGUCAUGUACUGGUACUACUUCCAGAGCGCCCGUGGUAUCCGCUGCUGGUGGAAGGAGUGGGUUACCCGCCUCCAGAUCAUCCAGUUCGUCAUUGAUCUCGGCUUCGUCUACUUCGCCUCGUACACCUACUUCACCUCGACCUACUGGCCCUGGAUCCCCAACGCUGGCAAGUGCGCUGGCGAGGAGUUCGCUGCCUUUGCUGGUAUCAUCACCCUCAGCUCCUACCUGGUCCUCUUCAUCUCCUUCUACUUCGCCACAUACAAGAAGCAGGGCAAGGCGCCUAGCGGUCGCCAAAGCCUUCGCCGCAUGUCCCAGGCUCCUCUUCCCGACCCUCACCUGGUCCAGACCACCCCCGUCAAGGGAAAGUCCAACGGUGCCACCACUACUGGCUCCAAGACCAACGGCGCCACCACCCGAUCUCGCAAGGCUUAA